AUGAGUGGACAGAAAUUAACAGUUACAUACUGUGAUGAAUACGAGGUGUGGCCACUGAUUGCCGAUGAUUUAUCUGCUCGACUUCCUCUUCGAAAUCUAAAAUGGCAGCCAUCGAGCCAACGCGCAGAGUGUCUCAUUCCCAUCCUCGAAGUAGAUCUAAAGCGCUUUACCAUUGACCACACGCCUCAACUCUUGUCAACAACACAAACCACCUACCUAAACUUGUAUUUUGUGUCGUGCGAGGAUAACGAGAUCUACAAGACAAAAGUGCGCAGAAACAUUCGCAACUGGGUAGAGACCAUUCAGUCGAAAAAGAACCAGGAAUGGAUGAUUGUCUAUGUGGCUGAUACAGAGGCCAAACGAACCAACAACUAUCUCGGCCUCAAAUCCUCUGUCUAUGACAAGAUCCGCACGGAUUUCAAUCCACCCAAGCAAGAUCGGUGUGCUUAUAUACGCAAGAAGGACCCUGACGGUCCUGAAUCUGAACUGUGGACAGCAUUCAUGGAAAAGAUGAAGGAAUGCAUUCUCUCCAGCUUUGACUUGCAAGUGCUUCAGAUACAAGAGGACACUAGACGAUUGGACAUGCAGAGGCAUAUGCCUGGAUGGAACUACUGCACGUUUUUCAUCCUGAAAGAGGGUCUAGCACAAGCAUUUGAAAUCAUGACGCUGUAUGAAGAUGCACUGAUCCAAUAUGAUGAGCUUGAGGCAUCCUUCUUCCAAGUGCUACGAGAUAAAGCGUUGGCUUGGUUUGGCCAUUUUGGAGGCACAGAUGCGGGCGAUGACAGCGGCAACAUCCUGGAUUUCAAGCGCAAAAACUACCGCGAUCUGAUUACCAAGAACAUCAUCUCUGUGUUUGAUUUCCGAAGCUAUCUGUUUGCUCGACAGUGUCGUAUGCUGCUCAAACUGCAGCGAGUGAUUGAAGUUACUGCUCGUGCUCAACUGUUUAUCACCAACUUCAUCCCAUCGAUUCGAGAGAAUGAAGAGCAUUUGCCCGAGAAUUUCGUUGAAUCCUGGGUGUUUUCUGCUUGCAUGAAUGUCGUGAAUGAAUGCGAGCCCCUGUCCUCUCAACUGAUUGUCAAUAAUACAGACUUGGUGGUGCCUUACAAUGCAGUUAAAGCAGAUUUGUUGCUGACAGCCAGGCGCCAGUUGGACAAGAUUGGCGUCAAAUGCGGACACUUACCCAUGACUGAUCCCUUCUCCAUCUACAUCAGCCACACAGAAGCUGUUAAAGCACCCAGCUCUGAUGAACCCAAAAAGUCCAUUACCAAUGUCAAGCUAUUGGAGGCAAUUGAAUCCAUAGAGGCGUUUGACAAGACGUAUAUGGGGCUGAGCACACGAGCUAUCAAAAGCUACGAUGCCAGUUUCAGAUCAAGAGCUGCCCUGAACGUCCAUGGUGAUAUUGCUGCUCUGAAAUAUAUCCGAGAGAAAUACGAGGAAGCUGUCAGAAUCUACGAAUCCAUGAUUUGGAGAUACGGCGAGCAUGAAUGGAGCUCCAUUGAGAACAGUCUACUGAUCAAAUGUGCCGACUCACAACAACGACUCGGCAAAGCAGAUCAGUACGUGGAAUCCUUACUGGCUCUACUCAAGAAUGCCAAAUAUCUCAAGGAUAAGGAAGCCACACAUUACACCGAUGAAUUGAUCACCAAUGUCGCCAAGCUGGAUAAGGAAAUCAAACGGCCCUUUCAGCCCAUUUUCUCUGUUGCUGUCAUCUCCAUCAUUGACGAUGGCACUUCUGUCAAAAGCACCAGUGUAGAAGUGUGUCUUGACAACCAUCUGCCUAAAAAGAUCCACUACGAUGCCAUCUCUUUAAGACUGGUAGGCAGUGAUCCUGAGCAGAUUUGGUUUACUAUUGCGGAUCAAGACCUGGAGCCUGGUAAGAAUACGUUUUUACUGACCAGUGAAACAUCGACGUCCGGUAACUAUGUCGUGGAGACGUGUGAAAUGAAGAUUGGAAAGCUUGUCUUUAGCCAUAAUUUCCUGCGUCCUGGACAAAAGAAGCGAGUGGUUCGUUUGAAUCAUGAUAUAAACCAAUUGUAUGCCACAGUGUCCCAGCCUCACGAGAUUUGCUUGGGCGAAAGACAGAGGUUGUCGGUCAAGAUUGAGAGUCGCUCAUGCGCUACAACGUCUGGUAUUCUGCUGCUAGAGUCACAAACAGAAGGGAUGGAAAUUGUGCAAGUAUCCAAAGUACCCGCUCUUGUCAAGACUGCGGAAGCGCCAGAAGAGAAAGAAACUGAACUGAAGAUGCUGGCGACUGGCGAAAUUAUACUGCCUGACUUGAAGCCUGAUGAAUCCAUCGAGCUGUUUGUUGUCUAUGAAGGUUCCUACACAGAGUUUGAUUACAGAAUCAAGACAACUAUCACAUACAAAAUGAAUGACACACAUCACAAGUUUGUCUCAUCGGACUACGUUAAAGUAACUGUGCCUUUGCUUGUAACAGAAUCAACUAUCUUUAGGGAGACUUGUGUCUUUUUAAAAGUGGAACUCUCUUGCAAUGGUGAUUUACCUGUUCGCAUUCUCGGCUCAUUCGCUAAACCAUCUACUUAUUACCUCGUUGAAAGUCAAUCUGAAAUGAAGCAGUGCAAUCUGACAUUGUUCCCUCGGCAAACAGUGUCUUUUAUAUACAAGUUGAUCAAGAGAGAGGAUAAAGUGGACACAGACGAUACCCAAGUCAAUUCAAAAAUACACUUUAACGUAAAAUAUCGAUCCCUGAAAGAUGAGGUGGAAAGUAGUCUUCAAAUCAUGCUAAAGAACAAGCUAAAGGAACUUAAUUUGGACCAACAUUUGCCUUACGUAUUUCAAAAAGCCAAGGAGGCCUUCUUGGGUUCUGUUGAUUACUCGAGUUAUGGAUUGACAGAUGUAGUCCAUCUCGAUGAUUUUGACGUAGAGCUCUGUGAAUCCUUCUUGCUGCACAGAGACCUCAAAACAAAGGUCCAGUUAUUGGAUGCCAUUGAAGAGUUCUUUGAGAAAAAUGAAGCCAUCACUGUGCAACAAAUUCAGCAGAUCUGGCCUAAUCCUCAGUUACAUUCUAUCGCUUUCCCUUUGGAGGUUCCCACUACAAAGAUCACCCACACUGCAGAACUGAUCCUCUCUGUGGAAAAAGACUUGCUAGUAUCCGAAGCAUGUCCUUGCACAUUACGCAUCAAACAGCUCACGUACUGGCAUCCUGCUGACAAGAUCAGCGGCAACAAUGACGAUUUCUUUUAUGACAUUGAUGUUGAUUAUGACAACUGGCUACUAUCAGGCAAGCGUCGUCUUCGAUUCACCUCAGAGCCGGAUACAGUGAUGGAUUUUCCCAUCAGUCUAGUGCCUUUGAAAACUGGCAACCUACUACUGCCAUCGGUGCGUGUCUCUGCUGUGACGCCGGACAUCUUUGCUUCUACAGUCUAUGUAAACAGUGCUCAGCAAAUCUUGGUGAAGCCUAAAUCCAAGACAGCGACGUUCUUUGUAGAGCAACAACAGCGAUUCAUCGCACCCGCCGUUAAUCCACCUUCUUUAUACGCUCCAUUACCCAUUGCAGAUGACAAUCGCAGUAGUAUUCGUAGCAGUGGUAUGGAAACACCAACAUUCUAA
Messenger RNA from Mucor velutinosus, 3570 nucleotides. RefSeq lists its product as uncharacterized. The coding region runs from base 1 to 3570 and encodes 1189 amino acids. Gene Ontology annotation, cellular component: TRAPPII protein complex. The transcript is spliced from 12 exons. The record is from RefSeq and is a predicted model, not a curated record. Lineage: Eukaryota; Fungi; Mucoromycota; Mucoromycetes; Mucorales; Mucoraceae. Gene Ontology annotation, biological process: early endosome to Golgi transport; intra-Golgi vesicle-mediated transport.